UAUUACAUAAUGUAUGUGCAAUAGACUAAUACUUAAACGUAUUUUCAUACUUUAUCAAAACACAAAAAUCUCUUAAGCAAAAAAGCAAAAGUACUCACCAACUAGGAAUGGAUUUAGCACAAAUACUACACAUGAAUGGAGACGUCGAAGAAGCAAGCUAUGCAAACAACUCCUUAGUUCAGAGAGAGGCGAUUUCUUUGGCAGCAUCUUCAAGAGUUAAAGCUAUAACAAAUCUAUAUUGUAGCUUGUGCCCUAGAAGUUUUGCAAUUGCAGACUUGGGUUGCUCUUCAGGACCAAACACAUUGUUGGUGACCUCAGAAAUUAUUAAAGUUGUUGAAAAACUUUGUAAACAAUUGAAUCAUCAAUCUCCAGAAUAUAAGGUUUUUUUGAACGAUUUACCGGGAAAUGACUUCAACAGCAUAUUCAAAUCUCUCGACACAUUCAAAGAAAAACUACGCGAUGAAAUAGAAACUGAAAUAGGUCCUUGCUACUUCUCGGGUGUUCCGGGUUCCUUUUAUGGCAGAAUUUUUCCUAACCAAAGUUUGCAUUUUGUCCAUUCUUCAUAUAGCCUUCAUUGGCUGUCUAAGGUUCCCAAAGGUGUAGAUAACAAUAAGGGUAACAUUUGCCUAUUGAUCACAAGUCCAUCAAAUGUUGUCAAAGCUUAUUGCGAGCAAUUUCAUAUAGAUUUCUCUCUUUUUCUCAAUUGUCGUGCUCAAGAAUUAGUUGAAGGAGGUUGCAUGAUUCUAACACUUAUAAGCGGGUAUUCGAACUGUUGGGAACUUUUGUCAAAAGCUAUUAAUGAUAUGGUCAUGCAGGGAAUCAUUGAAGAAGAGAAACUCAAUACUUUCAACCUUCCAAACUAUUUUCCAUCUCCAUCUGAAGUGAAAUUGGAAGUUGAAACUGAAGGAUCAUUUUCCAUCAAUCAAUUGGAGGUUUCAGAAGUAAAUUGGUAUUCUCCUGAAUCUGAUAUGGUUGAAUCAGUAGUAAAAAGCAAGAGAGCUAUACUUGAACCUUUGUUAAUUAGUCAUUUUGGAGAAGGUGUCACUAAAGAAAUAUUUGAGCAUUUUGGAAAAAUAUUAACAAGUGGAAUAUCCAAAGAGAAAGCUAAGAUGGUAAAUCUUACCAUAACAUUGACUAGAAAACCAUGAGGAAAUCAUUUUGUCUGUGAUUAAUAUUUGCUAAAAGAUUUUAAAAAUUGUGAGUUAUUUGGAAGUCGUUAAAUGUUUAUAUUUUCUCUGAUAAGAUUAAAUGUAAUAAGCAAGAGGUUAAUACAAUUUAUUCUUUAUAUCAUUGAAGUGAUUUAUGAUUAAGAUCUCAGGGUUUUUUUUAAAGAGUGGAUAGGAGAACAUACUUCUAACCAAUUCACCCAAGUUGUCCCCCUAUUGUCCAUGACG
Molecule: messenger RNA, 1394 nt
Organism: Vicia villosa (hairy vetch)
Lineage: Eukaryota; Viridiplantae; Streptophyta; Magnoliopsida; Fabales; Fabaceae
Product: S-adenosyl-L-methionine:benzoic acid/salicylic acid carboxyl methyltransferase 3-like
Exons: 3
Coding region: 108-1148 (346 amino acids)
Biological process (GO): methylation
Molecular function (GO): S-adenosylmethionine-dependent methyltransferase activity
Source: RefSeq, a predicted model, not a curated record